AAUGCAAGAAAUAUUAGAAUGGGUUGAAGAAGCCGAUGGGAUUGACACUGACGACAGAGAAAAGGAUGAGAUAUGUAAUUAGAUUACACUUUGAAAAGCCUAAAGUUGGUGUUUAAUCAAAUAUUAAAAUACAAUAUAUAAAAGAAGCAAAUAAAUAGGGGCUGCGUCUUCCUUUUCACAAACAGUGUUUUAUUAAAAAAAAGACGUGAAAAAGACGUGAACGUGAAGGUCUACACAAAAAAGAAAAUUACAAUAAUAAGCGACAAACAUGAUGAUCCUAUGUAAACUCAGACUUAGAAUGUAUAUUUUUGUGCGGAGCGAUCCUGUUGAGGCAUACUAUCGUUGGCUCAUAUCAGUUAUCGAUGGCGCAGCGAUUAGAAAAAUGUUGGCAGCUAUGAAAAUCAUAUGUUUAAUAUUAUUAUUUGUUUAAUCUUUAUAACUUCUUAAUAUAAUAAUAUUAUUUUGUUAUUAUGUCUGUUACUUGAAUGAAUAAAAUGUUUAAAGAAAGAUUUAAAUAUUACAAAAGAAAAUCUCCUGUGCCUGACUUUAGUUCUGUUAUAGAUCUAGAUAAUAAUGUUUUCGUUUCGCAGGCUCACCAAAUAGAAUUAAACUACAAAUCGGAUGUUGAAAAGCCGCCCUUAGGUCUGGAACCGCCGAAAAAAUGGCUUUGCUAUGCGCUUAAUUCUUCUGGGGUUAUUAUUAUCCGUAAUCCUUUCACUGCGCGAGGUCAACGUUAUUGGAUAAGUCGCUGUUUACGAGAUUAUCCACGAGGUCCAAAUGUUAAUAACCUAAGUCCACACUUAUUUCCCACAGAAGUACUAGACAAUUGGUGGCAAUGUUUGCAGAAAUGCAGCGAUAAAGAUGAAGUGCGCCGAUUGGGUAUUUCCUUGCGUUGGGCUACGCUGGGCUACCACCACGAUUGGGAUUCUAAAAAGUACUCGGAAGAACGUCGUGGAAAUUUUCCUGAAGAUCUUGCCUCUAUAAGCACAUACUUUGCAUCCAUAUUAGGUUAUAAAAAUUAUGACGCGCAGGCAGCGAUUGUAAACUUCUAUCCCAUUGGCACAACACUGUCCGCACAUACUGAUCAUUCGGAACCUAAUAGAAUGGCACCUUUGUUUUCGUUUAGUUUCGGACAGACUGCAAUUUUUUUAAUUGGUGGAAGAACAAGAGAAGAUUUACCAUUGGCAGUUUAUUUACGCAGCGGUGAUGUACUUGUUAUGUCCGGUGAAUCGCGUUUAUGCUAUCAUGCUGUACCACGUGUAAUGAAAACCCUUGAUGAGCCAUGGAAUGAUCCAAUACCUUUAGAAGGUGUAGCAUCCAUAGAAUCGCCCAGAUGUAAGAAGGCAAGAAUCGAGCCUCCGACUGCCGAGCCAGAUGAAGAAAAUGGCUUUGACACUUUGUUAUAUCUGAAAGUUGUUGACGAAGCAUUCUGGUCACCUUUUAAAAUCUUUCUGAAUAAUGCGCGGAUAAAUAUAAAUGUGCGGCAAGUAUUAAACGCCGGCGAAAGCAGCCUACCAACCUCGGAGCAAGAAGAGUUAAAAAAUUAACUGAAAGUAUUUGGUAUUUUCGUUAUUUAUUUAAUUAUUAUUACAAAUAUGUUAAUUUUUUUGUAUCAUGUUUUAAGACAUAUGUAUAUUUAUACAUAAGUACAGACAAACAACUGAACAUUUAUUUGUUUAGAGUGAAUUGAUUAUAAUAA
Messenger RNA from Ceratitis capitata (Mediterranean fruit fly), 1699 nucleotides. It is a transcript of the gene AlkB, whose product is annotated as nucleic acid dioxygenase ALKBH1. Gene Ontology annotation, molecular function: broad specificity oxidative DNA demethylase activity; ferrous iron binding; oxidative RNA demethylase activity. Lineage: Eukaryota; Metazoa; Arthropoda; Insecta; Diptera; Tephritidae. Gene Ontology annotation, cellular component: nucleus; cytoplasm. Gene Ontology annotation, biological process: oxidative RNA demethylation. The transcript has 3 exons. The record is from RefSeq and is a predicted model, not a curated record. Bases 486 to 1547 code for a protein of 353 amino acids.